CCCAACUCUUUCCUCAAAUCUUUUCCCAAAUUUUCAAUCUUCCCCGCCCUAGUCUCAUCCCCUGUCCCUUGCCUUGCCUUGCCUUGCCUUUACAUCCCCACUCUUCCUGGCCCCUCUCUGCUUAUCUUUCCCUUCCUUAGAUCUGCUCUUAAUCAAAUCAAAAGAAAUCUAAUUUUAUGAUUUAAGGAAAAAAGGCUUCUAUUUGGGUCCUUGAAGAAGGCAGGAGGCGGGGAGGACACGAGGAAGAAGGGUCGGAUGGCAGCACUGGAAACAGCAUCAACGAAGCAUCAGCUAUGGCGGGGACGAGAAGGGGAAUUUUGAAUAUUUAAGGUGGGUGUAUCAUAUAGGAGUCAACCAGCGUGUCGCAGGGCAAAAGUGAAGGGUGUCAUUUUGCAGGAUAGUGAAAAUGACAAAGAUGGCUAGAAGACAAGACAGUCACAAAAUGGGUACUAGUUGUGUUGCUCCAAAUUAUAUGGCGCUGCAGUGUGACAUUAAGGAGAGGAUGAGAGGUAUCCUUAUUGACUGGCUGAUAGAGGUUCACUACAAGUUUGAACUGAUGGAGGAGACCUUAUAUCUGACAGUAAAUCUAAUCGAUAGAUUUUUAGCAAUUCAACAAGUAGUGAGAAAGAAACUUCAGCUGGUUGGAGUAACAGCCAUGCUUCUUGCUUGCAAAUAUGAAGAAGUUUCUGUUCCUGUUGUAGAGGAUCUGAUUCUGAUUUCUGACAAGGCCUACAGCAGGAAAGAAGUGCUUGAUAUGGAGAAAUUGAUGAUCAAUACCUUACAAUUCAAUCUAUCUUUUCCUACACCGUAUGUGUUUAUGAGGAGAUUUCUCAAAGACGCUCAAUCUAACAAGAGGGUUUUUUACAACAAAACAUUGCCAUCUUGUAUUUAUUAUCCUGCAAUAUUGUUAAAUGAAUCUGAGAUGACGUUAAUUGUGAUCUUAAACCAGCUUGAGCUUUUGUCAUUCUUCAUGAUCGAGCUUUGCCUAGUUGAAUAUGAAAUUCAUUUCCUACGAAAUUAUUUUCAACGGAAAUUUUCGUUGGGAAAAAAAUUUUAA
Messenger RNA from Theobroma cacao (cacao), 1057 nucleotides. The record is from RefSeq and is a predicted model, not a curated record. NCBI's taxonomy places the organism in Eukaryota, Viridiplantae, Streptophyta, Magnoliopsida, Malvales, Malvaceae.